Heterobilharzia americana is the source of this 1095-nucleotide messenger RNA. The record is from the annotation of a GenBank genome assembly. NCBI's taxonomy places the organism in Eukaryota, Metazoa, Platyhelminthes, Trematoda, Strigeidida, Schistosomatidae.
AUGAAUAGGUCCCUAUUAUUUGGUGUUAGGCUAAGCUGCCGUGAUUCAUAUGGUUGGAGUUAUCGUUCCUUCACAAGUACUUCAAAAUGUUUGAGUGAAGAGCCACCUGCUCUUAGUAAACUUAAACGGGGAACCGGUGGGAGGGCAUCAUUUAACGGUAUGGUGGCAACUGUAUUUGGAGCUCCUGGAUACUUGGGGAAAAGUGUAUUAACUCAUCUUGCGAAAACUGGGACCCAGAUUAUAAUUCCUUACAGAAGCGACUUUUACUUGGUUAGAGAUAUCAAAGUCAUUGGAGAUCUGGGGCAAAUUUUAUACAUGCCAUUCAAUCUGGAUGACGAUGAAUGCUUAAGAAAAUCCAUGAAAUACAGUGACAUUGUUAUCAAUUUAAUCGGUACAGAAUUCGAUACCAGGAAUUUUACCAUUGAGCAAGUAAAUAUCGAUGGAGCUGCUCGUAUUGCAAGGAUAUCUAAGGAAAUGGGAGCUAUUGGUGAAGAAGAAGUUCGCCGUGAACGCCCUGAUGCUACAAUUUUCAGACCAGCUGAAAUGUGGGGGCAUAGCGAUCGCUUUUUAUGCUAUUUUGCUUCGAGCCCACGUCGCAUCAAAGCGUUUAACAAGUAUUAUAUUCCCUUAUGGGCUUGUGGAGAGAAGACUAUCAAACAACCUGUUUAUGCAGGUGAUGUUGCACGUGGAAUCAUCAAUUGCUUACACAAUCCAGAGUCUCUUGGACAGACUUAUGAGGCCGUUGGUCCACAUCGUUACCGAUUAGAUGAUAUUGUCAAAUGGAUUUAUUUUGUUUGCCGGUACAUACCUAGGGAGGUAGAGAUUGUGCCAAUGAAUCCUAUAUUGUUAGCACGCAUAUAUGUGCAUGAAAAAAUGGCUCGUUUUUAUCCUUACCUUACUUUUGAGCGUUUGGAACGAGAAAGUGCUACAGAUAUUUUAUCUGGUUGCCCAACACUUGAUGACCUAAAUGUUAAACUAACGAAAUUGGAAGACCGAAUCAAUCAUAUUGUGUAUUUGUAUCGUUGGAGACGUCAUUACUGGGAUGCUGUUGGUGAAUUUCCAGAGCCGCCGACACCACCUAUUCAACUUUCAUAG